This is a messenger RNA of Ilex paraguariensis (yerba mate), 2836 nucleotides long. NCBI's taxonomy places the organism in Eukaryota, Viridiplantae, Streptophyta, Magnoliopsida, Aquifoliales, Aquifoliaceae. The record is from the annotation of a GenBank genome assembly.
AGGUUUGAAGUUUGAAUGGUCUUUUGUUCUUCAGUCUGCUGCAAAUACCCAACGACUAAUUCGCUCCUCCCAGUAAGUCUAUCCUUAAUAAUCUCAAAAACCCAUAUAAUAAAUUGCAAAAUCUUCUAAUUUUCUAUUCACUUUUUCAUCUUUUUUUAGCCGUUUAUGUGGAAUCUAUAUACCUCACGAUAGCUCUGUUUCUAUUAAUUUUUAUUUUUACCCAGUCUUAAUUUGUGUUUGAUUUUGUCACUUAUUCUUUAUCUUUCUCGAUACAUAGAAAAGGAGAAUUAGAAAGAUAGAGGGUCAAGGGUUUUAGGUGAGAAAAUGCACAGUUUAGUUUUGAAUGUUUGCUAUAUAUCCUGAAUGCUCCACAUUGAUUUCCCUAUGGCCUUCCUGGAACUUUCCUCAAAUGGUUUCUGUUGAAUUUGGGGAAUCUUGGUUGAAACUUGAUAAUCUCUGAGACUCAAUUUUGACGUUCCCUAUGGCCUUUCCUGGAACAACCCUCUGAUGGGUUUGAUUGAAUUUGUGGAAUUAUAGUACAACUUAGUGAGAUGUUGGGGGAAGAAGAUAAUAAGGAUAGGCCAUGCGGUGGCAACAACCGGAGAACGUAUUCACGCUCAGUUUCAUGGACUGAUCGGUCGCCGACAAAGUAUAAUUCUAGACCACAAUGGAAUAAUAAGGCAAGGGCUUGUUUGCCUCCGCUUCAGCCUCUUUCAAUCACCAGAGUGAACAUUGAGGAAUGGCCAAAGGCUGGGUCUGAUGAUCUUGGCGUAUGGCGUGCUAAUCCCCCUACCCCUGGUGUUAGGCUUGGACAGAUUAAGACCUGUGAGAAUUCAAAUUAUGAGCAACUCCCUAGGGAAUUUGAAUCUGAGAAAGACAAGCUUGCAUAUUUUGAUAAGGAAUGCUCGAGAAUUGUUGAUCAUGUAUAUUUAGGAAGUGAUGCAGUUGCAAAGAAUCACAAAGUUCUUCGCCAGAAUGGUAUUACCCAUGUGCUGAAUUGUGUUGGGUUUGUCUGUCCUGAGUAUUUCAAGAAUGAUCUGGUGUACAAGACACUUUGGUUGCAGGACAGCCCGUCUGAGGAUAUCACAAGUAUUCUCUAUGACGUGUUUGAUUAUUUUGAAGAUGUCCGAGAACAAGGUGGGCGGGUUUUUGUCCAUUGUUGCCAAGGUGUGUCGCGAUCAACCUCUUUGGUCAUUGCAUACCUCAUGUGGAAGGAACGGCAAAGCUUUGAAGAUGCAUUCCAACAUGUAAAGACCGCAAGAGGGGUGACUAACCCUAAUAUGGGUUUUGCUUGCCAACUUUUGCAAUGCCAGAAACGGGUACACGCCAUGCCUGCAAGCCCAAAUUCUGUGCUAAGGAUGUAUCGGAUAGCACCCCACUCUCCUUAUGAUCCCCUUCAUCUUGUUCCAAAAUUGAUAGGCCAGCCUGGUGUUCAAGGCCUUGAUUCCCGAGGAGCAUUUGUCGUUCAUGUACCUUCAGCUAUAUAUGUCUGGAUUGGGAAGAAUUGUGUCUCAGUGAUGUCAGAUAUUGCGAGCACAGCUGCCUACCAGGUUAUCCGAUUUGAAAGAGCACAGGGUCCUGCCAUGAUCAUCAAAGAAGGUGAGGAGCCAUCUGAAUUUUGGGAUGCUCUUGGCAAUAGACAUCUCUUAAGAGAUGGUUGCAAUGAAGCAGAGGCUAGAAAGGCAGGUACUCCUUUCGUUAGAAAUGACGAGGUUGCUGCUGCUAUUCAGACAGGCGUUGGUCACUGGAAUGUUGAUGACUAUGAUUUAGAUUUUGAAAUUUUUCACAAAGCACUUGCUGGUGGAGUUGUUCCACCUUGCUCCUUAUCGGGAACUGAUUCUGAAACUUGUCUUCCUGCUAGAGAAAAUGGGUGGGGCAGAUUGGGACAGAAGUUUAUGAAAGAAUUUAUCAUGUCAUCCAAAUUAAGCUGUGAUACUACUCAGUCAAAUCAUGGGCUGGAUGAGAAUAUGGAGACUUGUAAAGAAAUUGAAUACCCUGUUUCUCCUACUGAUCAUUCAUUGCCUUCAAGCCCACAGAGUAGUUCUUCAGAUUUCUUCUCUUCUUUCACUACCACCAGUUCAAUUUGGAUGGAGGGUAUUCAUAAAGAGAUGGAAUACUCUGGUCCUCUUACUGAACCUUUAUUGUCACCAAUGUCUCCAUCCAGUUUGCGAGAUUCAUUUCCUUGUUUUCUUGUUACCGACACAAAGUUCAGUUCCACAUCCCCUUCACUUUCACCUUCAACCUCUGAUUUCUAUGGUUCGUUUACCUUCUCACCAUCAUCUUCUAACUGGUCUGACUUGUCAUAUUUAUCUGCUCAGCCUUCACCUUCAGGACUGGAAUCUAAAGAUCUACAUCCUUUUAACAAUACUUCUUUAGAGGAAAGUGCCUGUUUCAAUUGUAAGAGAGCUUCUCUUUCACCAGAAGAAGCAUUUUCUGCUAAUCAUGGUUCGGGAGUGGCAACCACUUGUCUGCAAUGUAAAGGGAUUUCCCCCUCCAUUGCAAAGCAUAGAGGGACUUAGCCUCCCCCAUCGGUGAUGUUACCUGCUGUCGAUAAGGCCAGUCAUGUUUCAACAAACCUGAUAAGAUCAUGGUCAUUUUCCCUGCCUGAAUUGGAGGACGAAAUCAAGAGGGAUAUUGAAUGCAAACAGCUUAAUGAUUUAGGUUCAUGUGAAAUGGAUGAAGAGCAGAUGCCAGACACUUGAAUUCUCCCUGUUGCGAUGAAUUAUAAUAAUACUUCUCAUCAUUCAUCAAGUGAUGUGGGCAGCGGGUUGCCAAAGUAGCUAACGUAGUCAUAUGCCAUUGGCCUGCUAUUCAUAAAGUGGAGAGGCAUUGCUUU